ACCAGAAUUUUUAAAUACAGAGCUGCUCAUUAACCUGCAUGGAAGGGAAACAAAGAGAUCAUAAGAAAGCCGUUAUCAACGCACAAUCAAGAAUAAACAGACAAGAGUUUGCCACUUUGUAUGAAGAGUUAUAAAACCAGUGUGGAUGUUAAUGCUGUUUUUUUCCAGCAAGAAAUGCUAGAUAAGGAAGAUUUGGCCUGAUCUCUCAUCACAUCGAUCAAUUCCUUGAACCAAGCAUAAUGGCUUUCUUGCGGACACUUAACCACAUUCUGCUGGUGCUUCUAGUUUUGACAUUUUCUGUUAUAUGGUACAGCACAAUGAACACGGUACCUACAUCAAAAGAAAGCAAAGUAUCAUUCUCAGUUGCUGAAACAGAGGAGGACGUAAUUCCUAUUGUUAUUUGUGCUGCUGCGGGCAGAAUGGGAGCUGCUAUAGCUGCAAUUAACAGUAUCAACAGCAACACUGCAGCCAAUGUCCUCUUUUACAUUGUUGGACUAAAGAAUUCUCUGCUUCACAUAAGAAAAUGGAUUGAAGACAGUCAACUGGGAAAUAUAAAUUUUAAGGUUGUGGAGUUUAACCCAAUGGUACUCAAAGGAAAAAUUCGACCUGAUGUAGCAUACCCCGAUCUUCUCCAACCACUCAACUUUGUUCGAUUUUAUCUGCCACUGCUCACCCCAGAACAUGAGAAAGUUAUUUAUUUGGAUGACGACAUCAUUGUGCUAGGAGACAUUCAAGAGCUGUACAACACAAAAAUAUCAAGAGGUCAUGUUGCUGCUUUUGCUGAAGACUGUAACUUGCCCUCACUUCAAGACAUGAUUAAUAAAGUGGGUAUACAGAACACCUACAUGGGGUUUCUUGACUACAGGAAGAGUACCAUUAAAAAGCUUGGUAUCAGCCCAAGCACAUGCUCAUUUAACCCUGGUGUAUUUGUAGCCAACAUGACUGAGUGGAGACAGCAGCAUAUCACCAAGUAUUUGGAAAAAUGGAUGAAGAAAAAUGUUGAAGAGAAUCUUUACAGCAGUACAAUUGGCGGUGGUGUGGCUACUCCUCCAAUGCUCAUUGUGUUUCAUGAAAAAUACUCUGCUAUCACUCCUUACUGGCACAUCCGAUAUCUAGGAUGGAGUCCAGAUGAGCAGCUACCGAAAAGUGUUCUUCAAAAAGCAAAACUCCUUCACUGGAAUGGGAGAUACAAACCAUGGCACUACCCAAGCGCACACAGCAAACUGUGGGAGAAAUGGUAUAUUCCUGACCCAACAGGGAAGUUCAAGUUACUCCGACCAAAAUAACAAUAUAUGAUCCAUUUUCUGGAUAAUCAUGUCAUUUCAUAUGUUUCUGCUUUCUAAAUACAUUACAAACAGGUUUUAAAAAAUGCAGCAUUAACAAUAAUUAUUUAGAGAGGUGAAAUCUAUUUCACAGUUAUAUAUAUAUAUCCAAUAAAUAAAUUCCAAUGUUUUGUAAA
Bombina bombina (fire-bellied toad) is the source of this 1459-nucleotide messenger RNA. It is a transcript of the gene GLT8D2, whose product is annotated as glycosyltransferase 8 domain containing 2. The transcript has 10 exons. NCBI's taxonomy places the organism in Eukaryota, Metazoa, Chordata, Amphibia, Anura, Bombinatoridae. The record is from RefSeq and is a predicted model, not a curated record. Gene Ontology annotation, cellular component: Golgi apparatus. Gene Ontology annotation, molecular function: glycosyltransferase activity. Bases 240 to 1286 code for a protein of 348 amino acids.